UAUCAUCGAGUAUUAUCGUCUAUAGAACAAUCACAAGAAAACCACAUGAUAAUCACGACCAUAAAGUCUUAUGAUUAUCACAGUAAUAAUAUUGCAUUAUGAUUGCUGUAUGCAGUUCUCACGAGUCAGGUGUAAUACAUACUUUUAUUAUUUAACUUUCACUGUAACCAUACAAUUGUUACGUUACUUAUAUAAAUUAUAAGGUAAUUUGCUAAAAUAAUUUACCCUUUAUUUACUAGACUAAUACUGGGUUCGGUUUUUUUAUUUACAGUAUAAUUCCGAUACUUAACACAUCCAGGAUUUGUUUAGUGGUUAAGUCUGGUUUUUUCCUUUAAAUAUGGUAAGUAGGAAAUAAUAAUACAAAUAUUUUUUUCUUUCAUAUACAUACAUAUUAGAUUAUUGUGUUAUGUAUAGUACAUUUAGUACACUUGAGUAGAUGAUCUAACACUGUACAGUAGGUACAACAAUGUAAAAAAAAUUAUUUUUCAUGUCAAAAUUCAAUAUAAAUAUUGUACUUUAAAUUUGAAGACUUAGUUAUGACUUGAAUUGACUUGUAUUUUUUAAUUUCAUUUUUUUUUCAUGUCUUACAACAUUAACCAUCAAUAACCAUAAUUUCAAUUUUAAUGGAAACAUUUGUAAUUGCAAUUUUAUAUAUUUCAGUCUAUAGCUGAAUUUUUAGAUGGCAUGCCAUCAUUUGAUGUGCGCAAUUUUUCUCGAUUCCAUUCAGACAAUGGUCGAAGUAAGCGUGUACCGGUUUAUAUAUCAACAGAAGACACACCAUCUGAUCAGGGUUUGUAAUUACUCUGUUCAAUUCCAAAGAGUUUUAUCCAAAUUUUAGACCCAAGAGGAAAGUAUUAAUUGUGCUUUAAUAGAAUUUUUUUUUUGUUAGACAUUUGUAAUGUUUAAAGUGUUUCUUGUAACUUAUUUAGUGAAUUGGCACCUCAAUUAUAGCACGAAAUUACAUCCCUUUCCCAUUAACAUUUACUAAAGACAUAAUUUUUAAUGUGCUAAGGUUAUGUAGUCUCUAACAAUACCCCAUAAUAAUUUAUCAAAUCUUAAUACGUCAAACAAAUUUUAUUAUAAAAUUUAAGCCUUUUAAAAUCUUACUCUUAUCAAUCACUUUAAAUAUUAUAUACAACCAUUUGAAUGAAACAAAUAAACAAUACAAAAGUACAAAUUAAAAAGGCAAUAAAUAAUUAAUUUAAUAUUUCCAAUGGCUAUUAAAUAAAUUGAGUAUCUAUUAUACAUUAUAAUUGUCAAGUAAUAUUCUUCUUUUAUGCCUUCAUCUCAACUAUUUGAGAGAUAGACACCCUUGUAUUAAGUUUUUCCAUUUGACCAGAUUCCCCAAAUAUACCCAAUUAUAUCUAACCACCUCUUUUUUUUGGCUUUCACUCCUACUCUUUUUGAAGACAUACUCAAAUCAUCUCGGUCUAUUUUCUCAAAUUUUGUCUACUAUCGAAGUCUGUACUUAUUUCUUAUUCUAUCUUCUCUCGUCACACCACUUAUCCACCUAAGCAUUCUCAUCUCUGCUAAAUUCAUUCUCUGUUCUAUUUUGCUGUCUACCACACAACACUCCAAACCAAAUAAUAUAGCUGGUCUCACCACUUUCUUUUAAAACUUGCCUUUAAGUCUCAUUGAAAUCCUUUUUUCACAUAAAACACCAUGAUGAUUCCUUCCAAUUAAUCCAAACUUUAUUCUGUAUUUCACAUGCUUGCCAAAGUCAUUGUUCUUGAACAAAAAAUCAUAGGUACUUAAAGCUCUCAAAUGUGUCCAAUACUUUAUUGUUUGUUAUUAAGUAUCUUGUCUUGUAUUUCUAAACUCAUACUUUAUAUUGCUGUAUAGGCCAAUGAAGAACUUUAUGUGUACUCAAGAAAUAUAUUACUCACUAAUUAUUGAAUAAUGUAAAAAAAAAACUUAUUUAUGAUGGUUUUAUUGAGUUUUUUUGUAAUUUGUUAAAUUUGGAAAAUGAAAAUAUAAUUUUUCUCAAGCAAAAUAGUGUAUUAAACUUUUUAAAUGUAUUUUCUUAUUAGUUUCUGAAAAAUAAAAUUACAUAAUAUGUAUAAUAUAUUAUGUUAUGUAUCAUAUUAUAAUUGUACAAAUGUCCAUAAUAUAUUGCCUAGUAUUCUAUAGUCUAUGUUAAUAUUUUCAAUUGUAUUAUUAUUUUUGUUUCAGUUAUUGUGACUGACAAGACAAAUUUGUUACUCCGAUAUUUACAUAAUCAGUACGAUAAAAAAGUAAAUGCAUAAUAAAUUAUUUCUAAUUAAGUACUUUGAAUCUUAAUUUUACAAUAAUAAUAUUAAAAAUAAACAAAAUUGUAUAUAGUGUAAUAAAAAUGUAGCUAUUUUUGUAGUUAGGAAAUAAUGGUUUUGUUAUUUUUGAUUUUGGUUUUUUUUUUUAAUUUUGUUAAAAAUAAUUAUAGAGACCUGUAAUUUUCACAAAAUACUUAUAUUGGAAUUUUCUAAAUAUGUUAAAAAUUUUUAAAUAUUUGAUUUUAAAUCUAUAGACAUUUGAUUUUUCAUUUGUUUUGGCCGAUAAGGCAUGCUUGAAAAAUAUACAUGAAGUUCAUCACAAGUUGUACUUAGUGGUUAAUAAAAAGAACGUUUGGUAUAAUAUAGUAGUUUUUUUUUUAUAUAUUCUUGGUUUAGGUUCAAAUAUGAAUGGAAAUUAUUAAAAUUAGGUCAGUUUGCGUAAUAUUUUUCGAUUUUUUAGAGUAUAAAUUGAUCAAGCUAAAAUGUUUGAUCACAAAUUGUUUUUUAUAAUAAUUUGUUAGUUUAAUUUAAAUUUAAAUAAUUUGUUAGUUUAAUUUAAAUUUAAAUAAUUUGUGAGUGAUUUUAUUACAAAACAAUGAUGAAAACUAAAGACAAUGCAAUAUUUUUUAAACUGCAUGUGUAUUAAAGUUUAUUUAAUUUAGUUACAUAUUUCCGUUUUUGUAUUAUUUUAAUAUUAAAAUAAAAUGUUAUUGGUUAUAACUGUAUAAUAAUGCAAUUGUUUUAAAUUUCAGCAUGGAGGUAAAAAAAGGGAAUUGGUUGAAACACCGGAAGAAGAUGACUCACCAACUAGAAAGCGUCCUAGGGUGGAUUAGAGUGUUUUAUAAAAGUACUAUUAAGAUUUAAUUCCAAUACUACUACCGCACACAUUUCUUUUUUGCAUUAAAAAUCUAAAUAAUUAAAUUUAUUAGUUAAUUAGAUCUUUGUUAUGGUUUAUAAAAUCUCUUUAGUUAUACCAAUUGUUUUUUACAAAGCUAAAGUAAAUAAUAAUAAUUAAUUUGUAAACUUUCUUUGAAUAUUUUUUUUUAUGCAUUUACAUACAUUUCAUUAAACAUCUAUGUAUUGCCAUUAUUAUUAUUAUUAUAUGAGUAUUAAACUACUAAAUCCUCUCUUGUUUUUAAUUAUACUCACCACCUAUUUUGCAUAUUAGCAUAUUUAUUAAGGCGGUAUCCAUCGACGUAAAUGAGAGGUAGGCUAUAGUGGACUUAGUCCCUCCAGUUCAUAAGUUAGUACUUAAUACCAGUGCCUGAUUUAGAAC
This is a messenger RNA of Cinara cedri, 3525 nucleotides long. The record is from the annotation of a GenBank genome assembly. Lineage: Eukaryota; Metazoa; Arthropoda; Insecta; Hemiptera; Aphididae.